AUGUAUCCGGCGGGUCGAUCAGCUGUCGCUUCCCUGCGCACCUUUCCCACGGCCGCUGGCCACAUCAUCUCACGCGGUCACUCCUCGUUAGCGCAGAUCGCCCAUUCGCAGCCUAAUAAUCCCGUCCAUCGGUGCCGGAUUCCGUUAUCUGCCCACUCCACGCGGCCAUUUCUUGUCGCGCGGCCGUUUCGUGCCACGUGGCCGACUCUCGCGUCGAUCGGCAGCAGCGCACCGCGUAGCGUAGCCUUUUCCAGCACCCGCGGCUUUUCAGAGCAUCCCACUUCAAGCAGUAGGAACAUACCCCGCGCGCACCGCGCUCCGCGCCUCCCCUCCCCUCCCGUCUCCCCGCGUCCGUAUCCCCUCUCGCGCCCCCUCUCCGCGCAUCGCAUGGACGCGCCACGGCCCACCGCGGCAGCAGCGGAGGGCACCGCGGGGGAGAAAAUAAGGGAUGGCUCAGUGUCAGAUGGUGCCAUUGCGAUGACUUCAGACGGUCGCAUUCGCCUGGCGUCCUUCCAGCCGCGCAGUGGCGAGACCACAGUGGGAGUGGUGCGAGAUGCUCGCAUUUGGCCACUGCGUGAGUGCGUGCAGGAGCCCUCCUCCCUGCCUUCCUCUAUCAACCUGCACUGCAUGGCGUCGGUUAUUGCCAGCUGGCAGGACAUUCGUGCCAGGCUAAACUUUGAGAAGCUGCCCGAGGGGCAGGGGCAGCUGCUGUCGGAGAGCCAUCUGCUGGCUCCGCUGCCCCGGCCUGCAGGGGCCAUCAUGUGCAUUGGGAAGAACUACGAGGAGCAUGUGAAGGAGGUGGACACGUGGAAGACUGCCCCUCAUAUCACCCACCCCAGCAUCCCCACUGUGAGUCCAACCGCUGUACUAGCAGCAGCAGCAGCAGCAGCAGCAGCAGCAGCAGCAGCAGCAGCAGCAGCAGCAGCAGCAGCAGCAGCAGCAGCAGCAGCAGCAGCAGCAGCAGCAGCAGCAGCAGCAGCAGCAGUAGGAGCAGCAGCAGCAGUAGGAGCAGCAGCAGCAGUAGGAGCAGCAGCAGCAGUAGGAGCAGCAUCAGCAGCAACAGCAGGAGCACUAGCAGCAGCAGCAUUACUAGGAGCAGGAGCAACAUUAUUGCCAUCAUGUGCAUUGGGAAGAACUAUGAGGAGCAUCACCCAAUUGUGUUCACCAAGGCCGCAGUCAGUGACAGGACCCGGAACGGCCAUCCGCAUCCCACACGGCCACUCCGAGUCUGUCGACUAUGAGGCAGAGCUGGCAGUGAUCAUUGGGAAACCCGGUCGAGGCAUCAAGGCAGAAAAUGCGAUGGACCAUGUCUUUGGCUACACCAUUCUGAAUGAUGUAACGGCAAGAGAUGUGCAGAAGCGCCACCAGCAGUGGUUCCUCGGCAAGAGCUGCGACACCUUCUGCCCCAUGGGCCCUUGGAUCAUGCCAGCAUCGGAGAUCAACGGCCAGGAUCUCCACAUUCGCUGCUGGAUCAACGAUGAGCUCCGGCAGAACGCACGCACCUCGCAGCUCAUCUUCCCCAUCCCUGCGCUCAUAACCACCAUAUCUGCGGGCAUCACUCUGCAACCCGGAGACAUCAUUGCCACUGGCACCCCUGCAGGUGUGGGUUCUGGCUUUGACCCGCCAAGGCAUCUCAAGCCAGGGGAUUCAGUGCGCAUUCAGAUCGAGAAUGUCGGGGAACUGACCAACCGUGUGGAGUGA
This is a messenger RNA of Closterium sp. Naga37s-1, 1701 nucleotides long. The record is from the annotation of a GenBank genome assembly. Lineage: Eukaryota; Viridiplantae; Streptophyta; Zygnematophyceae; Desmidiales; Closteriaceae.